Messenger RNA from Funneliformis geosporum, 126 nucleotides. The record is from the annotation of a GenBank genome assembly. Lineage: Eukaryota; Fungi; Glomeromycota; Glomeromycetes; Glomerales; Glomeraceae.
AUGAAUAAACAAGACAUAAUUAUUGGUAAUCAAAAAGAUAUUAUGAAUAAUAUUAACGACAUUAAAAAAAAGCAUGACAAUCAUGAUAAAGAACUUGAACUAUUAACUUAUAACAAUGCUGAAACA